Messenger RNA from Polistes canadensis, 1089 nucleotides. Its product is annotated as piggyBac transposable element-derived protein 4-like. The record is from RefSeq and is a predicted model, not a curated record. The coding region runs from base 1 to 1089 and encodes 362 amino acids. NCBI's taxonomy places the organism in Eukaryota, Metazoa, Arthropoda, Insecta, Hymenoptera, Vespidae. The transcript has 2 exons.
AUGUCCCGCAAUCGUUUUGAAUUACUGCUAUCAAACUUGCAUUUUGCUAACAAUGAAACGAUAGUACAAAAUAACAGACUUGGAAAAGUUUUACCACUUGUAGACAUAUUGAUGGUUAAUUAUCAGAAGGUUUUUUCUCCAGGCAAAGAAAUUUUUGUCGAUGAGACAAUGGUUCCGUGGAGGGGACGACUUGUAUUUCGGCAGUAUAUUCCAACAAAGUCACAUAAGUACGGUGUAAACCUGUUCAAACUGUGCUCCACCGAAGGAUACACAUGGUCUUCAAAAAUAUAUUCUGGACGAGAUACCAGCGGAAAAAGAAAAAUUAGCAUAGCAGAAAGUGUCUGCACUGAACUUGCAGACAAAUUAUUGAACGAAGGACGUACUUUAUUUGUCGAUAAUUUUUAUACUAGUUAUGAAUUAGCACUUAAAUUUUUAAAUUCUAAGACGCUUGUGAUUAGAACGGUAAGGUGUAAUAAAAAAAAUAUGCCAAGAUUUGUAAUGUCGUAUCCGUUGAAAAGAGGUGAAAUGGUGGCACGAGAAGAUCAUAAUGGUAUUGUAGUACUAAAAUGGAGAGAUGUUCGCGAUGUCAGAAUCUUAUCCACAAAACAUCCUCYCAUCAUGACUCGAAGCUCUGAUUCUAYAAAUCGCGGUCGUCCUUCGRAAAUGAAGCCUUUGGYGAUAAWAGAGUAYAAUAUURGUAAAAGUGGCAUCGACAGAAGYGACCAGAUKGUGUCAUAUGCAACAAACAUACGAAAAAGCAUCAAAUGGUAUCGCAAAUUAGCAAUAUAUUUACUUUUAGGGACAACGAUCGUAAACGCACAUAUAGUGUAUCAGAGAGCUACACAAAAAAAAAUAGAGAUAAGAAAAUUUCGUGAAUUUUUAGUCACAGAAUGGUUGUCCUCAAAAAAUACUGUGCCCAACACUAAUAAACACGAAAGAAGGAAUCUGUCUCACCACUUAGAGAUUCGCAAGAAUCAGCAGGGCAAGCCUAUCAAGAACGGCACGUGGUCGAGCAGCCGACCGCUCAUGCAGAGCCAGUUGCAGAACAGUGGAGACAUUAAACCAUGUUCUUCAGCAAUGCCACCGUAA